Messenger RNA from Menidia menidia (Atlantic silverside), 5977 nucleotides. The record is from the annotation of a GenBank genome assembly. Lineage: Eukaryota; Metazoa; Chordata; Actinopteri; Atheriniformes; Atherinopsidae.
AAACACUGCCGGUUACUGGUGCCGUUUCCUCCGGUAACGCCGGAAAACCCAGAGCUCCCCGUUAGCCCGGUCGUUGUAGCCAUGCCGGGGAAAAAAGCCUCCAAGGUGAAGCGCGCGAAAGGCGGGAAAGGAAAGAAGGACAGCAAGAACGUACCGAAAGCGGACAAAGAGUCGGACGUCGAGACGGCCCGAGCGAACGCUGCUCUGUGGGAGCUGAGGUUAAAGGUCACCGAGCAGGACGUGGCGGAGUACCGCGAGGAGAGCCACAAGUUGGCACGCGCCAACGAGCAGCUGACCUCUCAUCUGUACCGCGCGGAGAAGAGCUCCGUGGAUUUGACCGGCUACUGGGAAAAAGAAGUAGCGUCCAAAGAAAAGAAGGUCGGUAAGUCUCUGCGGGAGUGCGCCAACGGGAUCAGCGCGCUGCAGGAGAGCCUCAGAAAACAAGAGGCACUGGCACUGGAAGAGAGGAACAAAGUGGCCAGAGACUUCAGCCGCAUGCAGGACAAAAUGAGGGAAAUGGAGGAACGGGAAGCCCAAAUGGAGCAGGAACUCGGCGAUAUGAAAGAAAGCAUGGCAAUUGCGGACAAAGACUACAGAGAACACCUAAAUAAUUUGAGAGAAAACUUCCGCAAGGAAAAGGAAUGCCUGGAAACAGAGGUAAUGCAACGUUGCAAAACAGAGAUAGCUGUGUUGAAACUGGACCACCGUGAAGCCAUUGCGAAGUUGGAAGGUGCCUUGCACGAUGCCUUCAAGAAGCACGAUCAGCUUAAUGAAUCAUUAAGAAAAACUACGAAGGAGGCAGAAGACCUUAAAAGACUGGCACACACACUGUCUCAGGAUAACAACUCGCUGGGUGUUGAAAGGGACUUGAUUGAGUCAAUGUUAAAGAAGACUGACGCCCAGCUGGAGUGGAAAAAAAAGAAGUUUUCUGAGCUCAGGGUAAAAGUCACUGCCCUGGAGGAGGCCCUGGAGCUGAAAGAGGAAAAACUUGAGCAACAGGACAAGCAGGCGAAGAUAAGCCUGGUCACCAUCCAGGCCAGCCAGGUAGAGUUGGAGAAACUGCAGAAAUCCCUCGCCGUGCGAGAUAAGGAGAUGCUGCACGUGAAGCAGCUGGCAAGCGCCAUCGUAAAGAAGAGAACAGAACUGGAGGAGUUCUUCCACGAGGUACUGGAUCACGUGAGGCAGGAGAUUGUUGCCAACAGAAUUCAGUACAAAAAGGAGGCACUGCAGGAUUAUCGUCAGAGGUUUAGGGAGGCCACAGCAGGAAAGAUAAAGUUCCCACCCAUCCGCACCUUCCAUAAAAGUCCUUACAGUACCAACUCUGUCUAUUCAGACAUGGAGGCCACGUCACAAUGGUCGCAUCGCUCGACAAGUGAAGUUCAAAUGUCAGAUCUUUCUUGGGAGCAGAAGGAACAAGUGCUCAGCCUUCUCUUUGCUAAAAUGAACGGACUGCAGGAAAGGUAAUACAUCAUGCUAGUAACUGGCGUUUGACUUAGCAGAAGCUUUGCCGAUUGUUUUUACCAACUGACUUCAUCCCAGAUAAAACAUUAAAAUCCAAUUGUGGUCCUUUAAGAAGAACACGGAAACAUUUGCAUCUAUCAACUCUGAUAAACUGAGUGCAGUGACAGCAUGCAGUUAGCCCAGGCUGAACCUCUGCUGACUCCUCCCUCUUUUUAAUGUUUUAAACAGCCAUUUUCUCAGUAGAAGAGGAUACCAUAAAACAUAAGUUAGGCUUCAACCAAUUUACUUUUCCAUCCAGCUGCUUAAAAAGAAUGAAGAAAGAGUCUGGGCACAAUAGUAAAAAUAGGCCCAGCCACAAAGUCGUGUGCUUGGAAACAAACAUCUGGUCACGUCGAUUUUCUUUCAGCCUAUUGGUCUUUCACGUGCACCAACAGUUUAUUUUGUUCUUUGAACACUUGUGGUCAGAGGGCAGCUGGUAACAUGAUUUUCAGAAAAAGAAAAAAAAAAAGUGAGCAGGGAAUCUGGAUGUAUGGUACAAAGCAGGCAAAAGGAGAAGUAUAUUCAUGUUUGCAGUGGUCUGGCACCUAGUCCAGCAGAAUAACACGGAACAUUUGGCAAGUGAAGACAGUUGGUAAGCAGCAUCCAAAUCCGUGUGCAUUGUGUUGACCCAGAAUAACCUCUAUAAGGCAAGAUACCGGAAUGAGCAAAAAGACACCAGUGUGCUAUAAAACAUGCUUCUUCACUGCAGCAUCCUGUAUUUAACUGCAACUCUGCAUUUCCUGAUAGGGCCGUUGGCCAGCAUCUGGUUUUGCGUGCCUCCACGGAGAAACAGAAGAGCCUCAAUGACACCGAUGUUGCCGAGUAAGACACAAAAAGAGUGGACGGGAAUAAAAGUUUUACCUCAUCCUUGCAAUUUAGAAGCCUGCUCAGAUUUAUUGGUCCCACAUUGCAUGUAUAGCUGAAAAAGCAGCAGCUGUGAGAACGAAAGUGCCUACAUGUGAUUUAUCAAGAUGGCUGCAUUUUUGUGUUGCAUAAUGAGGACUGUCUUCCAGAAUUAAAGAGAAGCUCGGCUCAACGACCAUCCAUUCCACUCCAUUCUGCCCUCAACCCCAAACAACCUUCCGGAUAUACACACCAUGUGACCUCAGUGCAGCCUCAACAUCCAACAUCACACUUUAAACUGUUUGCCUUUGCUUUUUUUGCAGUGAUGAACACAGAAGAAUACCAGAUGUGUGAUUGUGCUUAUUUAAAACACUUUACCAUUCAUAUAUCCAUGGCGUGUCAGCAUUUCGUUUCAUGUUUGAAGCUCGUUUGAAUUUCUCUCCCUAUUGUCCAGAAGGGCUGUACCUCCAUUACGUUCUAAAUACAACCUCAAAACAUCCACUGUUUGUGGCCACAGUAGCCAUCACUCAUGAGGCUUAAAGACACAAGAUUUUUAGGGCUGAUGUUAUAUUUCAGGAACUGAUGUUGGUUCUAUAAUGCUGCCUCAAUGGUACAGAUCUUUUGUACUUAAAUCCACGACAGUGGUGUCGAUAUAUACAGAUGUAAUAUAAAGUCUUCAAGAGAGGUGCUGGUAUUUAUAUACUAUUCUUAAUAAACAAAUACUUUAAAUCUUUUUUCAUCAGACUGAAGCUCGCCUCAGUGGCUUUUAAGAGGAUGGAUUGUUUAUCGUCCCAUUGUUGGCAUGGUAACAGCAGGACUUUUCAAGGUGGCAUCUUCAGCUUUCCACUGUGAGGUGACAGUUUUGAUUUGAGUGUAGAACUUGAUUACUUGUUUCCCGUAGAAGUUCAUGUCUCCUCUGAAAGAUCCUCUUGAGCCGGUGAAGGAGAACAUUGGCAGAGGUACAGGGAUGGGUACGUUGACUCCAACCUGGCCCACGUCCACUUCGUGAGUGUAUUUGCGUGCUGUGGCACCAUUUGUGGUGAAGAUGGCUGUGCCGUUGCCAUAAGGGUUAUUGUUGACCAAAUGGAUGGCGUCAUCGAGAGAGUCUGCCUCAAGAACGAUCAGCACUGGUCCGAAGAUCUCCUCAGUGUAGCACUUCAUGUCAGGGCUGACACCGCCGAUGAUGGUAGGCCCCACAAAGUUCCCGUUCUCGUAACCCUUGACCUUGACGCUUCGGCCAUCCAGGAGCAGCUUUGCUCCCUCGUCCACACCGCUCUGGAUCAGACUGCACACUCUCUCCUUGGCCUGCGGGGAAAUCAGAGGCCCCACAUCUGCGCCGGGCUCAUCUCCUAGCAGGACCCCCCCAAGCCCUUGGCACGCUCCACCAGCUCCGGCAGCCAGCUCCGCGCCUCGCCCACCAGGAUGGCCGUGGACAGAGCCAUGCAGCGCUGCCCCGCCGCCCCGAACGCUGCGCCCACAAGCUGGUUCAGAGUGUUCUCCUUGUUGGCAUCGGGCAUCACCACACCAUGGUUCUUGGCGCCCAUGUUGGACUGAACCCUUUUGCCAUUUUUGGAGCCCCUCUCAUAAAUAUAUUCUCCAGCUUGAUUGGACCCCACAAAGCUGAUGGCCCUGAUAGCCGGGUGGUCACAGAUGAAAUUCACAGCGUCAUGUUGACCAUGUAUAAUGUUUAGGGAACCGUCCGGGGCGCCGGCGUCCUGCAGCAUCUUGGCCAGCAGCAUGGUGCAGGUCGGGACCCGCUCGGAAGGUUUCAGCAGAUAGGUGUUGCCACAGACCAUCCCCAUGGGAAACAUCCACAAGGGGAUCAUGGCGGGGAAGUUGAAGGGGGCGAUGCCGGCGCACACCCCGAUGGGCAUCCGGUAGGUGUAAGUGUCCAUGUCUUUGGUGAUGGAGGGCAAAGUCUCACCAAGCAUCAGCGAGGUGACGCUGCACGUAUGCUCCACAACCUCUGCAGUCCUCUGAACACAUCCCCCUCCGCAUCUGCAAGUGUCUUGCCCUGUUCGACUGUGAUAGACUUGGCGAGUUCUUUAAUGUUGUCUUUGAUAAGCUGCUGAUAGCGCAGAAAGAUCUGCUGCCGAGCCAAGAUGGAGGUCUCGGACCAGGAGCGGUAGGCUCUGGAGCACGAAUCCACGGCAGCUACCAUCUCCUCCUGAGUGGCCUUGGGUACGCGGGCAAUCACCUCAUUGGUCGCCUACAAUGGAAGAAGACUGCCAUUCUGAGGACUUGGAUUCAACAAAUUUCCCAUCGAUGAAAAGCUUAACCGUCGUCGGCUUUGAGGAGGAGUAGCACACACGGCCCACUUUAAGAGGAACCUUGGUCCUCAGCACUGAUCUGAGAGCUGUUGUCGCCAUGGUGUGAAAACGACGUCCCGGUCUGACCAACUCCACAGGUAGCACCGCGGCCACUAGCGGACUGCCCUCAGGACCCUCAUUCAGAUCAACCACGUGAGGGCGGGCUCUGAGGAGAGCUCAGGGCCGCGAUUGGCUGAGCCCUCUCACUCCUGUUAGCAGGCGCAUCUUGAUUGGUCACCUUGGAGCGUUUUUUCUGUCCAAUCGUUAUCUUACUUACUAUAUAAUCCCGCCUCAGUUACGUAAAACGACUGACCAUUGGUUAAAAAAACACCGUUAACAAGUAGUUUAUUUUUUGUAAUCAGGAAGUUAUGUAACUUUGAGCUGAACUGUGACCGGGAGCGCCGCUAAACAGAACCCAGUGUCAUUUAACUGUCUCUCUGAGCAGAAAUAUGCAGAUUUGACCUUUUUUGUAAUCUUAGAGCUCGAGACUUUGCUCUGAAAUAUGCUGAGCGUAACCAACGACCGUUGAGAGAUAUAAAAGAUCAAAUUACCCUGAAAAUAAGUAAAUAAAUUUGAGCAGCAAUGCACCUGACGUUAGGCUGUCUCGCAAAGCCUGUUCUUUAUGGAUACUUCCGAAGCUCCUGCUCCUGGAGGGUCCGCAUUGCUUUUGCUCUUAAGGGCAUCGAAUAUGAGCAGUCUCCUGUCAAUCUAAUCAAAGAUGGAGGUCAGCAGGUGUCAGAGCAGUACAAGGCAGUGAACCCCAUGCAGCAAGUGCCUGCUGUGACAAUCGAUGGCAUCACCCUCUCUCAGUCAUUGGCUGUGGUCCAGUACAUCGAUGAAACCAGGCCGGGACCUCGCCUUCUCCCAGUGGACCCGAAGGCGCGGGCUCAGGUUCGCAUGAUAAGCGAUCUGAUCGCCUCUGGGAUCCAGCCCCUACAGAAUUUGUACGUGAUCCAAAAAAUGGGAGAGGAGAAGGUGCAGUGGGCACAACACUUCAUAAAUCGUGGUUUUCAAGCUUUGGAACCAAUUCUGAAGCAAACAUCAGGAAAAUUCUGUGUGGGCGAUGAGAUUUCUAUGGCAGACAUCUGUCUGGUCCCGCAAGUUUACAAUGCAGAAAGGUUCAAAGUGGACGUGGGGCAGUAUCCGACCAUCAAAAGGUUAAACGAGACCCUAGUUGAGGUUGAGGCUUUCAAAGUGAGCCACCCGCUUUGCCAGCCGGACACUCCUGCUGAACUACGUACGUGAAACGGCAGCUUGACACGUGUGCGGUGUUGAAAUAAAGAGCGUUGAGAACAGUCUUGUUUCUGCUGAGUGGUUUUAAAUAA